CCUCCAAUCACAGACGAGGUCACGAUUCAACGCGCGGAACCAAAACAUGUAAACAGAGAUGUUACUCUUUUCUGGGAUUUACUUACCGUUUUCAUUUCUACCUCCGCGCUUUACAUUUAUCUCGCUGCUUGCAAUGGCAUUGUGAGUCAAGCGGCUGCUCGACAGAGGAACUGAAGAGGAAGAGGCGGCUGCACAAUCCUAAAAUCGCUGAGUCCGUCCGCUACACAACUCUGAGGAAACUAUUAAGCUCGCCAUAUAAUGAGACGGUCACCUCAUUUUAGUGGGAGCACUGUCCAUAAACCCGGAAUUGCGCGAUGAAGGCCUGGAUAAAAAUGACUUUGUUGAAAUUUCCGGUACAGCCAGGCAGAGCUAUAGCAAGUGUGUCUGCAGCUCAUGAGACCUCAGCCCGGAGUCGCCAGAGGAGGAAGAGGCUCUUGAAGGCGAGGCAAAGUGUACUGGCUGCGGACGAAGCGGGUUUCUGGAGGGGAAUCACCGCUGACAUGAUGUCAGAUGAAGAAGACGGUGCCGUUGAUGGAGUCUCGUGGUGGAUUGUGAGACCUCCAUCAUUCCGCAGCCAGGAGUUCAGCAAUCUGAGUGCUAAGAUGCAGACGAGACUAGAAGCCAGUCCAAAGUGUGCAGCACUGCAUCACCGGCAUCUGUGAACUGGGCUUCCGUCUAACAGAACACCACCGCAUACCUACGACCCCGAGGCAGCAAAGACAUUUGACAUUUGAAGAUAAUCUCUGGCUCCUUUUUGUGUGUUUAUUUUUCCUAUGCCUAUUUAAUAAAACUCUUACAUUUUAGCAACAUGUCUCUCCCAAAGGUCUG
Molecule: messenger RNA, 828 nt
Organism: Hemibagrus wyckioides
Lineage: Eukaryota; Metazoa; Chordata; Actinopteri; Siluriformes; Bagridae
Exons: 5
Coding region: 315-662 (115 amino acids)
Source: RefSeq, a predicted model, not a curated record